This is a messenger RNA of Saccharomycopsis crataegensis, 780 nucleotides long. RefSeq names its product PICOT family protein. The transcript has a single exon. Gene Ontology annotation, cellular component: cytosol; nucleus. Bases 1 to 780 code for a protein of 259 amino acids. Gene Ontology annotation, molecular function: 2 iron, 2 sulfur cluster binding. NCBI's taxonomy places the organism in Eukaryota, Fungi, Ascomycota, Saccharomycetes, Ascoideales, Saccharomycopsidaceae. Gene Ontology annotation, biological process: intracellular iron ion homeostasis. The record is from RefSeq and is a predicted model, not a curated record.
AUGUCAUACAUCAUGGAAAUUACUUCAGAAGACCAGUUCACCGAAGUGACAAGACUAGCCCCUAGCAAUAAAUUGCUUGUGCUUUAUUUCUAUACUUCGUGGGCUGCACCAUGUGCCCAAAUGUCUAAAGUAUUUGACGCGUUGGCGAACGCUAAUCCAGAGUUUUCUUUCUUAUCAAUUGAUGCUGAUGCUCAAGCCAACAUUGCUGAAUUAUUUGAAGUGGCCUCGGUGCCACAUUUCAUUCUUAUCCAAGACUCAGUGAUUUUGAAAGAAGUGUCGGGGGCCGAUCCAAAGGAGAUUGCAAGUGCGUUAGCCGAUUUCAAGAGUGGCAAACUUGGGGAAACCAAUAAUGAUACCAAUAGUAAUAAUGAUAAUAGUAAUUAUGUCCCAGCUACUACUCCUGUUCCAGCUACUACUGCUCCCGCAAAGGAAAAAGAGGCCAGUGGUGCCCGUACUCAGGAAACUGAAGAAGAACUCAAUGAAAGACUUGAAAAACUCACCAAAGCCGCACCAAUCAUGGUAUUCAUAAAAGGAACGCCAUCCGAACCAAAAUGUGGGUUCUCUCGUCAAUUGAUUGCCAUUCUCAGAGAACACCAAGCGAAGUUUGGGUUCUUUGAUAUCCUCAAGGACAAUGCGGUGCGACAAGGAUUGAAGGCUUUUAGCGAUUGGCCAACCUUCCCACAAUUAUACAUCAAUGGGGAAUUCCAAGGGGGGUUGGAUAUUGUCAAGGAGAGCUUGGAAGAAGACGCUGAUUUCUUCAACAAUACGUUGAACGCUUGA